Penicillium longicatenatum is the source of this 267-nucleotide messenger RNA. RefSeq lists its product as uncharacterized. The transcript is spliced from 2 exons. The record is from RefSeq and is a predicted model, not a curated record. NCBI's taxonomy places the organism in Eukaryota, Fungi, Ascomycota, Eurotiomycetes, Eurotiales, Aspergillaceae. Bases 1 to 267 code for a protein of 88 amino acids.
AUGCAGAACACAGUCAAAAGGACGAAUACAGUCGAUCGGUUAAGAUGGACAAAGGUCGUCACAGCUGGAAGUAGCGAUAAAGCGCUUGAGAGAUUCGCGAGGAGGAAGAAGGCCAACAAGAAUGAAUCAAGGAAAGCCAGUAUAAAAACACACACACACACCAAUACCGACAAGAUCGCGGACGAGGAAGCACAACACGAAAAGGAAAAAAAGGAUGCACGGAGAGGAAGAGGUGUAAAGGGCGCUGCGAUGUUUAGCGGUGGUUAG